This is a messenger RNA of Arabidopsis lyrata subsp. lyrata, 608 nucleotides long. RefSeq names its product major pollen allergen Ole e 10. The record is from RefSeq and is a predicted model, not a curated record. The transcript has a single exon. Bases 124 to 513 code for a protein of 129 amino acids. NCBI's taxonomy places the organism in Eukaryota, Viridiplantae, Streptophyta, Magnoliopsida, Brassicales, Brassicaceae.
GCAUUAAUUAUUACAAAACCUUAUUUUCUUCUUAUCACCGUUUCAUUUAUUGUAUAUAUAGAAACAAACACAUAAAAUGUUUACUCUAUAAACAAAUAUCAAUCUACGUACGUAUAAGCAAUAAUGGUCACAAAAACGAUAUCUCUACCAUUGACGCUCUACUUCUUCCUCCUCGUAUCCACCGUAUCUGUGAACGCCACACUAAGAAACCUCUCGCGGGCGGCUGAAAACAAAGGAGUAUGGUGCAUAGCGAAUGACAAAGGGACAGAUAAGCAACUACAAGCGAAUAUAGAUUGGGUUUGCAGCGACGAAGGAGGAUUCCGUGACUGUGGAGCGAUCAAUCCCGGUGGACCUUGCUUUGAACCAAACACGGUAAGAGACCACGCGUCGUUCGCAAUGAACUUGUAUUACCAGAACCUUGGUGCCACCAAGGCACAAUGCAAUUUCCAUAAUACUGGCAUUGAAGUUUAUACCGACCCAAGCCAUGGCUCGUGUGUUUUCGUAUCUUAUUAGCAUUUUAAUUUCCGGUUAACAUGUAUGUGUGGGAACUUGUUUGGCCGAAACUCCAGUUAAAUAAGUUGAAAAAUAAUCUAUCCAUCAGUUUUCUC